AUGUCUCAACAAGCCGAUCGAUACUCCCAGCAAAACCCCAAUCCAAUGCCAGCGAGAAAUAUACCUAAACCUCCCGAGACUAUCGAAUAUAUCUGUGGUGACUGCGGUGCGAAAACAGCGAUGAAGACCUCGGAAUUGAUCAGGUGUAGGGAAUGUGGGCAUAGAGUGAUGUAUAAGCCAAGGACAACGAGAAGUCCAAUUCGAAGCUCGUUAGAAUAUGAUCAUCAAGCUGUAUUGAGCGGUAGAAAGGGGUUUAGGGUAGUCUGA
Kwoniella botswanensis is the source of this 267-nucleotide messenger RNA. RefSeq lists its product as uncharacterized. The record is from RefSeq and is a predicted model, not a curated record. Lineage: Eukaryota; Fungi; Basidiomycota; Tremellomycetes; Tremellales; Cryptococcaceae. Bases 1 to 267 code for a protein of 88 amino acids. Gene Ontology annotation, molecular function: DNA binding; zinc ion binding. Gene Ontology annotation, biological process: DNA-templated transcription. The transcript has 3 exons. Gene Ontology annotation, cellular component: RNA polymerase III complex; RNA polymerase II, core complex; RNA polymerase I complex.